UUUACUGGCAUGGUUUAUUACGGCCGGUUGUUAUUUAUAUUUGUUUAUUUUAUUGUAUUGUUUCCAUGAGUGCAAAGCAGGAGACAUUCGAAGCCAUUUUGAAAGAAGCUCGAGACUGUCCAGACCCGCAACCGCCUUACCUCAAAAAGCGUCCCAUCAUAUGCAGUUACUCCAUAACUGUCGUGAACGGCAAGCGGUACUUUAAUGGCAACAGUACCGUCACAUCGGACACACCGUUUCUAAAUUUCAGUGGGAGAACGUAUGACGUGGACGACGUUGGUCGGCGAACGCUGAAGUUUCAAAUUCCACACGUUACAUGCCGGAACAUUUUUGUUAGAGCCGUCCUUAUGUACGCGAAUAUAACUCUGGACUCAAAAAAUUGUAUGUUGAGAAAAGGAAUAUACCAUCACGAACAAAUGGAUUUGGACAAGAUUUCACACACCAUGCUGACUUGGCACGCUCGAGGCAACAUCGUGCAUGAGCUGCAGCUGGUUGCUGGAGGAAGCACUGUCUUCUGUGCCGAGUUCCUCGUUACAGUACAGUAGAAAAAUAAUACAAUAAAACUUAUGGU
This is a messenger RNA of Cydia fagiglandana, 571 nucleotides long. RefSeq lists its product as uncharacterized. The transcript is spliced from 4 exons. Lineage: Eukaryota; Metazoa; Arthropoda; Insecta; Lepidoptera; Tortricidae. The record is from RefSeq and is a predicted model, not a curated record. Bases 66 to 545 code for a protein of 159 amino acids.